This is a messenger RNA of Hippoglossus stenolepis (Pacific halibut), 2137 nucleotides long. RefSeq names its product interferon-induced protein 44-like. NCBI's taxonomy places the organism in Eukaryota, Metazoa, Chordata, Actinopteri, Pleuronectiformes, Pleuronectidae. The record is from RefSeq and is a predicted model, not a curated record. Bases 16 to 849 code for a protein of 277 amino acids. The transcript has 7 exons.
UCCUACUUUACAGCAAUGGGAGGAGCUCCUUCAGCACUCUUGGAGCAGCCAUGGAGGGAGGUGUCAGAGAAGUACAAGGACAAUCUUAAGUUUGUGAAAUCUUACCAACCUGAAAACAAACAGGUCAAACAUCUCAGGAUUCUGCUUCAUGGACCAGUUGGUGCUGGAAAGUCGAGCUUCAUCAACUCUGUCGACAGCGUUUUAAAAUGCAGAUCUGCCGGUCGAGCUUUGACAAAUGCAAACUCUGGGAGCAGCUUCACCAGAAAGUACCGGACCUUCAAAUUUCACAAAAAUCAAGAGUCCACUUACUCUUUUGUUUUCAAUGACAUCAUGGGCUUUGAGCAUGAUUCUGACAGAGGAGUCCCUGUGGAAGACGUCAAACUGGCCCUGAGAGGACACGUGAAAGAAGGUUACAAGUUCAACCCUGAAAAAGAACUGAAGGAGGGUGUUGAUGGCUACAACUCUGAUCCCACUUUGGAAGACAAAGUUCACGUUCUGGUGUGUGUUGUUCCUGCGGACACAGUGUCUAGGUUAAGUGAUGAGAUGGUGGAGAAGAUGAGAGAGGUCAGACUGGCAGCCAGUGAACUGGGAAUUCCCCAAGUGGCUAUUCUCACCAGAGUUGAUGAAGCCUGUCCCGAGGUUAAAAAGGACACAAAAAAUAUCUAUAAGAGCAAGAACCUGAAGGAAAAGGUUGAAAAAUUCCACCAGCGGCUGGGCAUUCCAAUGAACUGCAUCUUCCUUGUGAAGAACUACAAUCAGGAAAUUGAAUCAAAUGACAAAAUUAACGCUGCAAUAGUGUGUGUACUGAAACAGAUGCUUUACUUUGGAGAAGACUUCCUGGAAAAAUGAAAACUUCUGAGGCAAAAACACAGUAGGCGAUUUGUAGGGGAAUGAGGAAAUAUUCAGCCAAUGUUUUCUGUCUUUGUCAAGCAGGCAAGAUUCAACAUAAACCCCCUGCAUGUAAAAAUUAACAAAUCCCCGACUGCAAAUAGACGAUUGAAGCAUAAAUCAUGGUUUGCAUAAAAAUUUAAAAUAAUGCACCCUGAACUCUGCAUGCGAAAGUACAGCCAUAUAAAUAAAAAAAGUUAUUGUGAAAUAAAUAAUCACAUGAAUAAAUACACAACAUGUUCAGUUACAGUAAAGUUUUACAGUUACAGUGGGAACUUUGGGUUUCUCUAUAGUUUCUAAGGUCUUGAUCUUUCUUUAUAAUCUAUAAUUGCUUACUUAUGAUUUGAUGCUAUAGACAAAUAAAAUCAAAUUGAAGUUACAGUAUAUAUGUAGUAGUACAUAUACAUUACAGUAUAUGUGCUUUGAAGGGUAAAAUAAUCCUGCAGUUUUUUGUCUUGAGAUAAUCUUACUGUUACAAUGAACAAGUUCAUUUCAGGUCAUUUUUAUUCAUUUCCAUCAAAAUCUUGUUUAUUAAAAAUCUGUUACAAUGUUACUCAACAUCAACUGUUUCAUUCCUUAAUGCUGCCUCCUAACCACAAAGGAUUUGUUGAUCAAUGAAGUUGGAACAAAUUAACUAUUAAUCAAGACAUUUCCAGGUAAUAAAUGAGGUGCUACUGUCUUUGUAUCAUUUCUCUCGUUGAGACUUUGCACAAUAGCAGGACAAUGCUCUGUCAUUACGUCGUUAGCUUGGUGUGACGUCAUCACGUGAUCUGGUCAACAACUCAGCUGUUGUGAUGGUGCCUUCACGUGCCGCCGGAAAGGAGUGAUUCAAAAGCUCUCGUCUUUAUUGUUGACUCCCAGUAUUUAAUACAUCACCUGCUCUAACAAAUGAAUUCUGCAUUCCUUGCUUGGUCUGUGCUUCAUUUUGUUUAUGUAAAAAACCCCACAAAAAAUCCGACAAACAAAUGAUUUUGCUAAAGAGACGAACAGACAAAUAUUAUAUAUUAUGUAUAAUAUAAUCAUCUCAAUCCUGCGCUUUACCUCUCUGGGGACACUUUGUAUUCUUUUUCAGUUUGACCAAUAUUGUGAUGUACUGUUAUUUGAUGUUCUUGCAAUACACGUUGAUUAAUCAUAUUGUUAUUGUUGGCUUUGUAUCAUGUAUCAUUGAGUUCCUGGUUGUGGGAAGUAAUGAAGUACAAAUAUAAAAAUUAUACUCUGUGCAAAAAACAAUAAAAAUCUUUGCUGUUCA